Lotus japonicus is the source of this 1422-nucleotide messenger RNA. RefSeq names its product protein STRICTOSIDINE SYNTHASE-LIKE 5-like. The transcript has 4 exons. NCBI's taxonomy places the organism in Eukaryota, Viridiplantae, Streptophyta, Magnoliopsida, Fabales, Fabaceae. The record is from RefSeq and is a predicted model, not a curated record. Gene Ontology annotation, biological process: biosynthetic process. Gene Ontology annotation, molecular function: strictosidine synthase activity. The coding region runs from base 147 to 1277 and encodes 376 amino acids.
AGGUGGCAUUUAUGCUGAUUAAGAAGUUCACAACAAGUACAAUAUUAUAAAUAGCUAGUCUGUCAUCAUUCUCAUCCUAAUCCUUGACAAAGCUUGAAACAAACCACUGCCACUAAAACCUUACCACCACUCCAACCAUAUAUAAAAUGUCCGAGCCAGGCCAUGUUCGUAAAACCUCAUCAUCAUGGCUCUUAACACCACUUUUCGCCAUAGUUCUACCGGUUGCAGCGGCGGCCGCGGUUCUGUUCUGGCUCGACCCGUUCGAACCGGUUCAAAUCCCGGUUCACAGUACGAGUCGAUCCGCGUUGGCGGCCGCCGGCACCAUACGUAACGACCACAUGCUGCGAGGAUCCGAUAAAGUGGGGGAGGGACACAUGAUGGGACCGGAAGACUUGGUCUACGACGCCGCAACGGGCGUGGUAUACACAGGGUGUGUGGAUGGGUGGAUUAAGCGAGUCAGAUUGAAUGACUCGGUGGUUGAGGACUGGGUCAACACCGGAGGAAGACCACUUGGGCUGGCUUUUGAUCAGAAUGGAGAUCUCAUUGUUGCCGACGCUGAUAAGGGUCUUCUGAGAGUGACAAGGCAAAAGGAGAUUGAGGUGCUGGUAGUUGAGAAUGAGGGUUCAAAAUUCAGACUAACUGAUGGUGUUGAUGUAGCACAUGAUGGUACUAUUUAUUUCACCGACGCUUCAUCCAAAUACUCCAUUAAGGACUCCAUAUUAGACAUAUUGGAAGGUAACCCUAAUGGUAGGUUCAUGAGCUAUGAUCCAACAACGAAAAGAACAACCCUACUUGCCCAUGACCUCUACUUUCCCAAUGGAGUCGCUGUUUCACCAGAUCAACAUUUUGUGGUCUUCUGUGAAACUGCCCUGGUGAAGUGCAUGAAAUAUUUCAUACGAGGCCCUAAGAAAGGAAGCAUGGAAAAGUUUUGUGACUUGCCUGGCUUACCUGAUAACAUUCAUUACGAUGGACAAGGACAGUAUUGGAUUGGAAUAGCCACGGCCUUUGGCACUGAUUUGGAUGUAUUAUUUAGAUACCCUUUCUUGAGGAAGGUUUUAGCAAUAGUUACAAAGCAUGUACCGAGUCUAAGUGUGGUGAAGAACGGUGGAGUUCUGGCUGUGGAUUUGGAAGGCAAGCCAACUGCAUACUAUUAUGAUCCCAAAUUAACAUUGACUUCUGGGAUCAAAAUAGGGAACCGUCUAUAUUGCGGUUCAAUUAUCUACCCCUUUCUAUUACGUCUUGAUACAGAGCAAUAUCCUGCUCUCCCCGCAAUAUGAACAUGUAAUUGAGAACAUCUCAUACAAUUGUAGCAAAUAUUUUUAGUGUCAUGUGGGUGGCAUAAAUUGGGAUUCAUGCCAAAAUUUCAUACAUCACUCAGCUAUAUUUAGUUUACCAUAAUAAAAAUCGGAAUUUCAAGUCGAA